This is a messenger RNA of Syngnathoides biaculeatus (alligator pipefish), 1417 nucleotides long. Its product is annotated as transcription factor Sox-18-like. NCBI's taxonomy places the organism in Eukaryota, Metazoa, Chordata, Actinopteri, Syngnathiformes, Syngnathidae. Gene Ontology annotation, molecular function: DNA-binding transcription factor activity, RNA polymerase II-specific; RNA polymerase II cis-regulatory region sequence-specific DNA binding. The record is from RefSeq and is a predicted model, not a curated record. Gene Ontology annotation, cellular component: beta-catenin-TCF complex. The transcript has 7 exons. Gene Ontology annotation, biological process: regulation of transcription by RNA polymerase II; canonical Wnt signaling pathway. Bases 18 to 1382 code for a protein of 454 amino acids.
UAUGGACUAUGUAACGGAUGCCCACCCCGGCCCCCGACACACAACAAAUCGUCCGUCUACCAGUUGACACGAUGGCGCACCAAGAGUGGAACUCUGCCAUCAACGCGGAUUUGCGGCGGACGGUUGAAAAGCAAAAGCAGGAUACAGCUGCUCCACGUUUGGCAAACGUCAACGACGGUCCUCCUCUUUUGAUAUUGGGACAGAUUUGUUAUAGAUUGGUCCCAAGCGGAGUUCUCGUUUCUGCUCCUUCUCCUUCUCCAACAAUACCUCCUCCACCAACACCUCCUCCUCUUCUUCUGCCACCAAAAUCAAAAAAAACAAAGACCAUGUCAAGACCUGAGGAGGGCCCCUACAUUAAGAAGCCUCCAAAUGCCUUCAUGAUAUUUGUGAAGGAACACCGGCCCAUCGUCAACACCCAAUUUUGUAACAUUGACAGCGCCAGCGUCAAUAAAAUCCUGGGGCAGAUGUGGAAGUCGCUGACGCCGGCCGAGCAGCACCCGUACUUCCAAGAGUCGGAGCGCCUCAGCCGGAUCCACGCCAGCAUGCACCCGGACUGGAACCCUAGAGACAACUACGGCAGAAAGAAAAAGAGAAAGUGGGGCCGUGCAGCCACCAGUUCAAAUAAUAUGACCACACCUGCACCCGAACUGGGACCGACGCCUUUUAAGCCCAGGAACGAGGGACCCGGAGCAGCCCUUACCUCCAUUUUGGGACUGGCGGACUCAGCUCGGUCGUCCCCCUGCUCGGACGUGGGCCUCGAGGCGGACCUGAUGUCCGCCUUGUUCGCACAGCUGGAGGAUUUUGAGCCGGUCAACGCAGCUGAGCCGCCGCAGUCGUCCUCUUUUUGCCACACAGUGGACGUGGAAGAUCAAGAGAGACCUAAAAACUGGACUCCAUGGAAUAUGCAAGGACCCCAAGCAGCCCCUACCUCCAUUUUGGGACUGGCGGACUCGGCUUUGCCGUUCCCCUGCUCCGACGUGGGCCUCGAGGCGGACCUGAUGUCCGCCUUGUUCGAACAGCUGGAGGAUUUGGAGCCGGUCAGCGCAGCUGAGCCGUCGCAGUCGUCCUCUUUUUGCCACACAGCAGACGUGGAAGAUCGAGAGAGACCGAAACACUGGACUCCAUGGAAUAUUCAAGGACCCGGAGUAGCCCCUACCUCCAUUUUGGGACUGGCGGACUCGGCUCAGUCGUCCCCCUGCUCGGACUCGGGCCUCGAGGCGGACCUGAUGUCCGCCUUGUUCGAACAGCUGGAGGAUUUGGAGCCGGUCAGCGCAGCUGAGCUGCCGCCGUCGUCCUCUUUUUUCCACACAGUAAAUGUGGAAGAUCUAGAGAGACCUAAACACUGGAUGGACUCUAUGGAAUAUUCAAGGAUAGACUUUUAAUGCAUUCAAAUGUUUUUACAACCCCGAUGUAUUUC